AUGGAUUUCCUGACGAAACAUAUGUCUUGUCUGUCGAACUGGCAGCUAAAUGUUGCCCCCGGAUGGCAGACGGUCGGCGCUUCCGUGCUCCUUGCUGCCGGGAGCUUGUUUGUCGUCUCCAGGGUGCUCGUCUUUGCCAGAGUUAUUCUAAGUCUGUUUGUGCUGCCUGGGAAGCCGCUCCGUUCGUUUGGCCCCAAAAGUAGCUGGGCCGUGGUUACAGGUGCCUCUGAUGGACUGGGCAAGGAAUUUUCUCUCCAGCUUGCCCGUGCUGGCUACAACAUUGUUCUUGUUUCCCGGACUGCCUCGAAGCUGACCACCCUUGGCGAUGAGAUCACCUCGAAGUACCCUACCGUGCAGACCAAGACCCUGGCGAUGGACUAUGCUCGCAAUCAGGAUAGUGAUUACGACAAGCUGAAGGAACUGGUGGAUGAGCUGGACGUGGCUGUGCUGGUGAACAAUGUCGGAAAGAGUCACGAUAUCCCCACUCCGUUCGCAUUGACCCCCGAGGACGAGUUGACGGACAUCGUGACCAUCAACUGUUUGGGUACUCUGCGUACCACCCAGUUGAUUGUACCUGGAAUGAUUCAGCGCAAGCGAGGGUUGAUCCUGACGAUGGGAUCAUUCGGUGGUCUGCUCCCAACGCCCCUUCUUGCGACCUACUCCGGCAGCAAGGCCUUCCUGCAGCAGUGGUCGACCUCGCUUGGCUCGGAGCUCGAACAGCAUGGUAUCACGGUUGAACUGGUGCAAGCUUAUCUCAUCACCUCCGCCAUGUCCAAGGUGCGUCGGAGCAGUGCUACGAUCCCCGAUCCGCGAUCGUUUGUGAAGUCUGUGCUGUCUAAGAUCGGUCGCAAUGGUGGAUCCCCCACCUAUGCGUACAGUUCGUCUCCGUACUGGAGCCACGGACUGAUGGCUUGGUUCCUGACCUGCAUUACGGGAACUAUGGGCAAGUUCGUCGUGGGUCAGAACCGGGGGAUGCACGAAUCAAUCCGGAAGCGGGCCUUGCGUAAGGCUGAGCGGGAGAAGGGCAAGAAGAGGACCUGA
Messenger RNA from Aspergillus tanneri, 1041 nucleotides. Its product is annotated as ketoreductase. Gene Ontology annotation, molecular function: ketoreductase activity. The transcript is spliced from 2 exons. Lineage: Eukaryota; Fungi; Ascomycota; Eurotiomycetes; Eurotiales; Aspergillaceae. Gene Ontology annotation, cellular component: endoplasmic reticulum. The record is from RefSeq and is a predicted model, not a curated record. The coding region runs from base 1 to 1041 and encodes 346 amino acids. Gene Ontology annotation, biological process: fatty acid elongation.